UGGACAGAUACCCUUAAAUUUCUCUUGAGCUUAAUCCAUUCCUCAUCCAUAUCUUUUUCUUCUUCUUCUUGGGUUUCUUUUCUCUCUAGAUGCUUUCAUUCAGCAUUCUGGGGUUGUAUAAAUUGUGGGUCUGGUGAAGGAGAGUGUAUUUUCGUUUAUUUAUUUGAUCAGGGGUUUUGUGAUUGAGCUUUCAGAUAUCACGAGAAUCAUAAUGGUUAUAUCUGAAGAGAACGAUUCUACCCAGAUUAAACCCACUAAUGCACAAGGAGGGGGAGUAAUCGCUGGCAGAAAGUUUGGAAUGGAGGUGAGACCAAAUAGAAGGGCUCUGAGUGCGAUUAAUCAGAAUUUAGUGGGAGCUCAUCCUCGUCCAUAUCCCUGUGUUGUUAACAAGAGAGGCUUAUCGGAAACAAAUGGGAAUUGUGAUAAGAAUCUUCCAAUUCAAGCACACAGGCCAAUCACAAGGAAAUAUGCAACACAGAUGCCAAUCUUGCAGCAACCAUGCCCUGAGGUAUAUGCUCUCUUUCUCAAGGACAUUUGAAAAUUUGUGUAUAAAAUUUUUCCCAGUGAAUGG
Molecule: messenger RNA, 571 nt
Organism: Olea europaea var. sylvestris
Lineage: Eukaryota; Viridiplantae; Streptophyta; Magnoliopsida; Lamiales; Oleaceae
Product: G2/mitotic-specific cyclin-1-like
Exons: 4
Coding region: 212-538 (108 amino acids)
Source: RefSeq, a predicted model, not a curated record